This is a messenger RNA of Sphaerulina musiva SO2202, 1410 nucleotides long. Its product is annotated as ornithine decarboxylase. Gene Ontology annotation, molecular function: ornithine decarboxylase activity. Lineage: Eukaryota; Fungi; Ascomycota; Dothideomycetes; Mycosphaerellales; Mycosphaerellaceae. The transcript has a single exon. The record is from RefSeq and is a predicted model, not a curated record. Bases 1 to 1410 code for a protein of 469 amino acids. Gene Ontology annotation, cellular component: cytoplasm.
AUGGCACCUAGCGCCAUCGACACCAUUACCAACCACAUUGAUUACCUGUCGUUGAAACAGACGACAGACUAUAUCGAUACCCAUCCCGUCUCCGACUACGAUAGCGGAGCCGAUACUCAGUAUGGCGCAAAGAAUGCCAGAGGAAUGAUUGGAGCUGCGCUGCAGCAGCACAUUGACAACAUCGAUACGGACGACUGCGAAGCGGGCGCAGAGGACGCCUUCUUCGUGGCCGACCUGGGAGAGGUCUACCGCCAGCACGUCCGCUGGCAAAAGCGCUUGCCACGUGUUACACCACACUAUGCCGUCAAGUGCAACCCCGACAACUCGGUCUUGCGCCUUCUGGCCAAGAUGGGAGCGGGAUUUGAUUGUGCAAGCAAGGCCGAGAUUGAGCAGGUCCUCGCCAUUGGAGUAGCUCCAUCCCGCAUCAUCUACGCGCAGCCUUGCAAGACCAAGAGCUACCUCAAAUACACGGUCAAGACUGGCGUCAAGCAGAUGACAUUUGACAACACGGAUGAGUUGUACAAGAUCAAACAAAUCUCACCCGCUGCCGAGCUGUUUCUGCGUAUCUCGACCGACGAUUCGGCCAGCUUGUGCCGAUUGAGCCAGAAGUUUGGCGCCGCCAUGGACGUGGUGCCAGAGCUGCUGUCCCUGGCCAGGCAGCUGGAGUUGAAUGUGGUUGGUGUCGCCUUCCACGUUGGUUCUGGAGCGUCAGACCCGUUGGCAUUCCGACAGGCUGUCAGCGAUGCACGGUCGGUCUUUGACCAGGGUGCGGCGCUCGGCUUCAAGAUGCACACUCUCGAUUGCGGCGGCGGCUUCGUCCCGGAGACUUUCGACGAAAUGGCACCUGUUCUUGCAACUGCAGUGGAUGAACUCUUUCCACCUCACGUUCGCAUCAUUGCAGAGCCUGGUCGCUACUACACCAGUACCGCCUUCACCCUCGCAUGCAAUGUCAUUGCUCGUCGCACGGUCGAAGACAAGGCUCUGGGCGGCGACACCAGCUACAUGCUGUACAUGAACGAUGGCGUGUACGGCAACUUUUCCAGUAUCAUCUUCGAUCACCAGCACCCGGUCCCACAAGUGCUACGCAACAGCACUCGCGCCGAUGGCUACAAUUACUCGUUUGCUGGAGAGUCUCUGGUGGACUCGGGCUAUGCGUCGGGCGAAGACGACACCACGGUCUACCGCAAGCCGAUCACCUACUCGGUCUGGGGACCCACGUGCGAUGGAAUUGAUUGCAUUGCUGCCAAGUGGUCCUCCAAGCAUCUGGUGGACACUGGUGAUUGGUUGUACUUUGAGGAUAUGGGAGCGUACACCAAGUGCUCUGCCACUCGCUUCAACGGCUUCACCGACAAGCACGAGACGAUUUACGUUUGCAGCGAGCCCGAUGCCGUUGAGCUCAUGGAGAUGUAA